GUCUUCCUCGCGUCACCGGAAAUGAUGAUGAUGGGGACGCUACCCCCUUGCUCCGUUCAAACCUGGAUGGCGGCAAAGCAGAGCGGCGGAUGUAUAUUUCUGGGGUAAACUGUGAAGAUGCUGAAGUUUAAAUAUGCCGCGCGGAGUCCGACAGAGCCAGCUUCCAUGGAGCCCAUAGCUAGCCGUGCUUCUCGGCUGAACCUGCUCUUUCAGGGGAAGCCACCCUUUGUGACUCAACAGCAGAUGUCUCCUCUCUCCCGGGAAGGCAUCCUUGAUUCAUUGUUCGUUCUUUUUGAAGAAUGCAGCAAUCCUGCUUUAAUGAAAAUUAAACACGUAGGCAACUUUGUAAAAAAGUAUUCAGAGACUGUAGCUGAGUUACGGGAACUGCUACCCAGCAUGAAGGAUUUUGAAGUAAAAAGUCUGGUGGGAAGUGGUCAUUUUGCAGAAGUACAGGUGGUGAGAGAGAAGGUGACUGGUGAUGUCUAUGCUAUGAAGGUGAUGAACAAGGAGUCCUUGUUGGCACGAGAACAUGUGUCAUUUUUUGAGGCCGAACUGAGUAUAUUAUCUCGGAGUAGCGGUACCUGGAUCCCACAGUUACACUAUGCGUUUCAGGACAAAAAAAAUCUCUACUUGGUUAUGGAGUAUCAACCUGGAGGAGACUUAUUGUCACUCUUAAACCGAUAUGAAGACCAACUAGAUGAACGUAUGGUGCAAUUUUAUUUAGCAGAGCUGGUUUUGGCCAUUCACAGUGUCCAUCAGAUGGGCUAUGUACACCGAGAUAUCAAACCAGAGAAUGUUCUCAUUGACCGACUAGGACACAUUAAACUUGUGGACUUUGGGUCAGCUGCCAAAAUGACAGAGAACAAAACGGUGAAUGCCAGGCUGCCUGUUGGCACCCCAGACUACAUGGCACCAGAGAUGCUAACUGUUUUGAAUGGGGAUGGUAAAGCUUCACAUGGCCCAGAGUGCGAUUGGUGGUCUUUGGGAAUCAUUGCUUAUGAUAUGAUUUAUGGAAAAUCUCCAUUCACUGAAGGGACCUCAACAAAAACCUUUAAUAACAUCAUGAACUUCCAGAGGUUCUUGAAGUUCCCAGAAGAUGUGAAAGUCAGUAAUGAAUUUCUUGAUCUGGUCCAGAGUCUGCUAUGUGGGCCAAAGGAGAGGCUAGAUUAUGAGGGUCUCUGCUGCCAUCCAUUCUUCUCUAAAAUUGACUGGAAUAACAUCCGUAAUAUUCCUCCCCCCUUCGUUCCUACCCUCAGGUCUGAUGAUGACAUCUCAAAUUUUGAUGAACCAGAGAAGAAUUCGCGGGUUUUAUCCUCUCCGCGGCAGUUGAACCCUGCCGGCUUCUCGGGUGAAGAUUUGCCGUUUGUGGGGUUUUCCUUCAUCAGGGCUCUGGGGAUCCUCAGAUCUGAGUCUGUUGUCCUGGGGUUGGACUCUCCAGCAAAGAUCAGCUCCAUGGAAAAGAAACUCCUUCUAAAGAGCAAAGAGCUGCAGGACACCCAGGACAAGUGUCACAAGAUGGAGCAGGAAAUGACACGAUUGCACCGGAGGGUGUCAGAGGUGGAGGCUGUACUUAGCCAAAAGGAGGUGGAACUGAAAGCCUCUGAGACCCAGCGAUCCCUCCUGGAGCAGGACCUGGCAACCUACAUCACAGAAUGCAGUAGCUUAAAGCGAAGCCUGGAACAGGCACGGAUGGAGGUGUCUCAGGAGGAUGAUAAGGCGCUACAACUUCUUCAUGAUAUCAGAGAGCAGAGCCGAAAACUGCAGGAGAUCAAAGAACAGGAGUAUCAAGCCCAGGUGGAAGAGAUGAGGUUGAUGAUGAAUCAGUUAGAAGAGGAUCUUAUUUCAGCUCGUAGACGUAGUGAUCUCUAUGAAUCGGAGUUGAGAGAGUCACGAUUGGCAGCUGAAGAAUUCAAACGUAAAGCUACUGAAUGUCACAACAAACUACAGAAGGCUAAAGACCAUGGGAAAACUGAAGUAGGAGAGCUGUAUUCUAAACUGGAGAAGAUCAAUACAGAGCAGCAGACCAAAAUCCAGGAGCUGCAGGACAAGCUGGCAAAGGCUGUGAAAGCCAGCUCUGAGGCAACUGAACUUCUUCAGAAUAUCCGUCAGGCAAAGGAGAGAGCAGAGAAAGAGUUGGAGAAAUUGCAGAAUCGGGAAGACUCUAAUGAAGGCAUGAAAAAGAAACUGCUUGAAGCAGAGGAACGGCGCCAUUCUCUGGAGAAUCAAGUGAAGAGAUUAGAGACUGUGGAACGCAGAGAAAACCGACUAAAGGAAGAUAUUCAAACUAAAUCUCAGCAGAUACAACAGAUGGCAGACAAAAUUUUGGAGCUGGAGGAAAAGCAUCGUGAGGCUCAACUGUCAGCACAGCAUCUGGAAUUGCAGCUGAAACAGAAAGAGCAGUUCUAUGAUGAAAAAAUCAAAUUGCUAGAUGCUCAGAUGAAGAAAGAUCUUGCCGAUAAGGAAGCACUUGAGAAUAUGCUGCGAAGACAUGAAGAAGAAGCACAUGAGAAAUGCAAAAUUCUGGCUGAGCAGAAGGCGAUGAUUAAUGCCAUGGAUUCGAAGAUAAGGUCAUUGGAGCAGAGAAUAGUCGAAUUGUCUGAGGCUAAUAAACUGGCAGCAAAUAGCAGCCUUUUUACACAGAGAAACAUGAAAGCCCAGGAGGAGAUGAUCUCAGAGCUCAGACAGCAGAAGUUCUACCUGGAAACACAGGCUGGGAAGUUAGAAGCCCAGAACCAAAAACUAGAAGAGCAAUUGGAGAAGAUCAGUCUUCAGGACCAUACUGACAAGAACCGCCUUUUGGAGUUAGAGACUAGACUGCGAGAGGUUAGCUUAGAGCAUGAAGAACAAAAGCUGGAAUUGAAACGACAGUUAACAGAAUUGCAGCUGACCCUCCAGGAAAGAGAAUCUCAGAUUUCAGGGCUUCAAGCUGCACGAUCAGCCCUAGAGAAUCAGCUCCGUGAGGCUAAAACUGAACUAGAGGAGACUACAGCUGAGGCAGAGGAGGAGAUUCAAGCUCUCACGGCACAUAGAGAUGAAAUCCAGCGUAAAUUUGAAGCCCUUCGUAAUAGCUGCACAGUGAUUACAGACUUGGAAGAACAGUUGAACCAGCUGAGUGAGGACAAUGCAGAACUGAACAAUCAGAAUUUCUUCCUGUCAAAGCAGCUUGAUGAGGCCUCUGGGGCCAGUGAUGAGAUAGUACAGCUGCGAAGUGAGGUUGACCACCUCCGUCGAGAGAUCACAGAGAGGGAGAUGCAGCUCACCAGUCAGAAACAAACAAUGGAGGCCUUGAAGACAACAUGCACAAUGCUGGAAGAGCAGGUGAUGGACUUAGAGGCCCUGAAUGAUGAACUGCUAGAGAAGGAACGUCAGUGGGAAGCAUGGAGAAGCGUUCUAGGGGAUGAGAAGUCCCAGUUUGAAUGUCGGGUGCGAGAGUUACAGAGAAUGUUGGACACAGAAAAACAGAGCCGAGUGCGAGCAGAUAAGCGUAUUACUGAAUCCCGCCAGGUGGUAGAACUAGCUGUUAAAGAACACAAAGCGGAGAUUCUUGCUCUCCAGCAAGCACUGAAGGAGCAAAAACUCAAAGCUGAGAGUCUUUCUGACAAGCUCAAUGAUUUGGAGAAGAAGCAUGCAAUGCUGGAAAUGAAUGCACGCAGUUUACAACAGAAGCUUGAGACAGAACGUGAGCUCAAACAGAGGCUUCUGGAAGAGCAGGCAAAGCUGCAGCAGCAGAUGGAUCUGCAAAAAAACCACAUCUUCCGCCUGACUCAAGGCCUUCAAGAAGCUCUGGAUCGAGCAGAUCUUUUGAAGACUGAAAGGAGUGACCUUGAGUACCAACUGGAAAACAUUCAGGUUCUCUAUUCCCAUGAAAAGGUGAAAAUGGAGGGCACUAUUUCUCAGCAAACCAAACUUAUCGACUUCCUGCAAGCAAAGAUGGACCAGCCAGCCAAAAAGAAGAAGGGCCUGUUUAGUCGGCGGAAAGAGGACCCUUCUUUACCCACACAGGUUCCCCUGCAAUACAAUGAGCUGAAAGUGGCACUGGAGAAGGAGAAGGCCCGUUCUGCUGAGCUGGAGGAGGCUCUACAGAAAACACGCAUUGAACUCAGAUCUGCUCGAGAAGAAGCUGCCCAUCGGAAAAUAACAGACCACCCUCAUCCAUCCACUCCUGCCACAGCCAGACAGCAGAUCAUCAUGUCUGCCAUUGUCCGCUCCCCAGAGCAUCAGCCAACUCCCAUCAGCCUGCUUGCUCCACCCUCAAGUCGCAGAAAGGAGUCCUCCACACCAGAGGAGUUCAGUCGGCGUCUGAAAGAGCGAAUGCACCACAAUAUCCCUCACCGUUUCAAUGUGGGGCUAAAUAUGAGGGCAACAAAAUGUGCAGUGUGUCUGGAUACUGUGCACUUUGGACGUCAAGCUUCUAAAUGUCUUGAAUGCCAAGUGAUGUGUCACCCAAAGUGCUCAACAUGCUUGCCAGCUACAUGUGGACUGCCUGCAGAAUAUGCCACACACUUUUCUGAAGCCUUCUGUCGGGACAAAUUGAACUCUCCAGGACUGCAGCUGAAGGAGCCAAGCAGCAGUUUACGUCUGGAAGGAUGGAUGAAGGUGCCAAGGAAUAAUAAGCGUGGACAGCAGGGCUGGGACAGGAAAUUCAUUGUCCUGGAAGGAACUAAAGUGCUAAUUUAUGAUGCUGAAGCAAGAGAAGCUGGACAGCGGCCUGUGGAGGAGUUUGAGCUGUGCCUUCCUGAUGGAGAUGUAACUGUUCAUGGGGCUGUAGGAGCUACUGAACUUGCAAAUACAGCAAAGACAGAUGUGCCAUAUAUAUUGAAGGUGGAAUCUCAUCCACACACCACAUGCUGGCCUGGUAGGACACUCUACUUGCUAGCACCUACUUUCCCUGAUAAGCAGCGCUGGGUCACUGCUUUGGAGUCAAUAGUGGCAGGAGGUAGAGUUUCCAGGGAAAAAGCUGAGGCUGAUGCUAAGCUGCUUGGAAACUCCCUGUUGAAGCUUGAGGGGGAAGACCGUCUGGAUAUAAACUGCACAAUGCCUUUCAGUGAUCAGGUAGUACUCGUUGGUACAGAGGAAGGUCUCUGUGCCCUGAAUGUGUUGAAAAAUUCCUUAACACACAUUCCAGGACUUGGUGCUGUUUUCCAAAUUCACCUCAUAAAGGAUCUGGAUAAACUGCUCAUGAUAGCAGGAGAAGAGAGGGCUCUGUGUCUUGUUGAUGUAAAGAAAGUGAAGCAGUCUCUAGCCCAAUCUCACCUCCCAGCCCAGCCUGAUAUCUCACCAAACAUCUUUGAGGCUGUCAAGGGAUGUCACCUUUUUGCUGCUGGCAAGGUUGAGAAUGGACUCUGCAUCUGUGCAGCCAUGCCCAACAAAGUGGUGGUUUUGCGCUAUAAUGAAAGCCUCAGCAAGUUCUGCAUCAGGAAGGAGAUUGAAACUUCAGAGCCAUGUAGCUGUAUCCAUUUGACCAAUUACAGCAUCAUCAUCGGAACCAACAAGUUCUAUGAAAUUGAGAUGAAGCAGUAUACCCUGGAGGAGUUUCUUGAUAAGAAUGACCACUCCUUAGCCUCUGCUGUGUUUGCUUCUUCCACCAAUAGCUUCCCAAUCAGUAUCAUACAGGUGAACCCUACAGGACAGAGGGAGGAGUACCUGCUUUGUUUCCAUGAGUUUGGCGUCUUUGUGGAUUCCUAUGGAAGGCGCAGUCGGACAGAAGACCUGAAAUGGAGUCGCUUGCCUUUGGCUUUUGCCUACAGAGAACCCUACCUGUUUGUGACUCAUUUCAAUUCGCUUGAAGUGGUUGAGAUUCAGGCGCGUGCUUCUCUAGGCACUCCUGCACGAGCCCACUUGGAUAUCCCAAAUCCUCGGUAUCUAGGGCCAGCAAUUUCAUCUGGAGCAAUUUACCUGGCCUCCUCCUAUCAGGACAAAUUAAGAGUGAUCUGCUGUAAGGGAAAUCUAGUGAAGGAGUCCAACAAUGAACACCACAGAGGAUCCUCCGCUACACGCAGCUGUCCGCGCCCAUUGUUUUUGAAUGACAGCAGCCCUAAUAAGAGAGGUCCCCCCACAUAUAAUGAGCACAUAACCAAGCGGGUAGCAUCAAGCCCAGGGCCACCAGACGGUCCAAGCCACCCUCGAGAACCAAGCACACCACAUCGGUAUCGAGAGGGAAGGACAGAGCUGCGCAGGGACAAGUCUCCUGGGCGACCACUGGAGAGAGAGAAAUCUCCAGGCAGGGUUCUUAGCACCCGCAGAGAAAGGUCCCCUGGAAGGUUGUUUGAAGAGCCCAGCAGGGGGCGAACGCCUGUGGGAGGUGCAAGAACUCCACUCUCACAAGUCAAUAAGGUAAGCUGGAGCUCUGUCAAAGGUCUCAUCUCAGAAAAGUAUCUGAGUCUCCCAGUGCAGAGUGACUGUUUGUACUGUGAAAAACAUGUGGGUGAGGGGCUUUUAAAAUAAAUGUGCAAUCACAGUACAUCGAAACAUACACAUUGGCUGUGUAAAAAUCUCUUCCAAAGAGAAUAUUUCCCCACAGCACUACUUUCAUGCCAUUGCCAAGGCAGCUGGUCCAACACUGGGUGUGUUAGAGCUGUGUAUGACUACAGAACAGGUGUUGAAGGCAUUGUACAUCUGUAAAUGAGGAGGGUAUCUGCACUGAGAGGAAUCAGGCCCACACGAAAUGGAAGCGGGAUUUUGGAAGAUGAUGCUUGUCAGGAUCUCACUAUAUGGCAUGUGAAGAUGGUGGCCGUCAUCACUGGUAGGUGGGAAGAUUCAUGACACAUAGCAUUUUCCUAGACAAGGAGACACAUGGUACUCGGUAAAACUCUGCUCUGCCUCCUGCUGAAAGCCCUGCUGCUUGUGUGUCCUGGGACUACGUAUAGGAGAACAGGAAUGUUUUACUUCAUCUUGUAUAACUUGUCAUUUUAUUUCCCUGCUAGGUCUGGGACCAAUCUUCAGUAUAAGUCUCAGCUAGACAAACUUACUCCUCAUCGUGAUCUGCAGGAAAAACAAAGGAAAUGUACUGAGUAUAUGCACUCAAUGCUUCUGCUGCCCAGUUACCAAAACCACCUUCUUGGGCCAGAACUGGCUCUGCAUCAGGAGACAUGUGACUCUAACAAGGAUUGUCUGUCUCUCAGUUUAUUUCCCUGCACCUUCCUGCAGUCAUACUUUUUGCACUUUGUACUACUCUUACUCUUUCAAGCAGUUCAUAAACUUUUUGUACUCUAGCUUUAGUCCUUAACAGUUCAUCAAGGAAAUCAAAUGGGAUGAGGAUCCCAACCCAAAUCUUAAUGUGGUUAGCACCAUUUACUAGAUAAUAAAUCAUAGUUUUGAAAAAGAUGCUGGAAUUUGUCAUGGCCUUGUAAACUGAAAGGGCCAUGGUGACUUGGUUGCAAUAGACAGCAUCACUGGAUAUUCUCUACAGAGCUCUAGAGAAUUAACCUGGAUCCGUUGUUCCCCUGCCACUUUCAAAGCUCAUUCUCUGUAAAAUUGCCCCAGUGCAGCUUUGUUCAGCUGGAUGAUGAGGAGGGCAGAUCCCCUGAUUUAGAUGGUCACAAUCCUCCAAGCCCUAAAACAACGUGCAUUGUCUCUGACGUACUGGGGUACAAGACUCUUUACCCAGGUUUUCUGCAUGGCAAUUCACUGCAUGCUGCUGCACCAUCACUCUGGCUGCUCUCACCUUUUAGGUUGCUGUGCUAAGUAUUGUAUUGUAAAUUAAUUGAAACCUUUAGAUUACGCUGCAAAAUAACCGCCAUGAAUUACUGGAGAAUUUGGCACAGAAGAGAGUUACAAUCCUUAUUAUAUGACAAGAGAACUACAAUCGCUGUCCCUCACCUUCACACACCCCAGUGUUAAACACAGUCCCAUUCAGAAAUUAUAUCAAAAUCCUUAUAGUCAUCAUUUGCCAUAGAGGCCACUCCUCACAGUGAUUGACAGGUUGCUCCCUGCCCCUCAAGAAUGUCAAAGGAAAGCAUGAGAAAACAAGUGCAUGGAAUUGUCAUCUCUCAAUACAAAGUUCUUCUUUCCUGUUCUGAUUGUAUCUUGUUGUACAGUAAGAGCUAAUAGUCACGGCACUAGAGGAUACUUGCAAUAAACAGCUUUGGCGGUUACCAAACACCUCACCUUUGCUUUUGCCUCUAACCUCAAGCCAUUUAUUGCUUCAUAUUCUCCAAUGCCAUGAACAUUAUCCCUUGUAACUGAGCCAGAGAGCAAAUGAUUUUCAAGGCAGGUUUGACCAUUCAGUCUGCUUCAGUGACAUGCUGAGUAAAAAAACAUGUUCUCUAUAAAUGGAAAAGAGCAAAACUGCAUCCAGUUUUCUCGUUGGCCAAGACUUUUAUCUUCUGCUUGUCCCUUGCCAGCAAGUGCUAACCUGUCCUAGACACCCAUAAACCUCCAAAUGCCUUGUCAAUGCCCUUUGGCGAGUUUCAUGGAUAUUGUGUUCUGUUCUCUUGUCUGUUGGGUUAUUUUAGACCAGAUGAUUUGGCAGGAAACAUGCUGAAAUUUGUCUCUUCGUCUCAGUAUUUUGAAAGGUCACAGAGAUCAGUCUUUAAAUCUUUGCAUCUCAUGGAAGAUCUUCAUGACCUGAGAAAUGGGCUUGUCGAGUCCUGAAAGUGUAUAUCCUGUGUCUUGUUUGUGAAAUGCUUCCUGCUAUAGAAAUAGCUCAAAGGACUGUACAUAUUUACAAGAAACUUUAUAUUCGUAACAAAAGGGAAUUGAAUCGGUUUCUACUUUUUUAUUGUAAACUGUGCAUUUUUCAACACUAGCUUUUUGUUUUAAUGGUGGUUGUAGACAGCCAUCUUCAGACAUUGGAGGGGCCUCAGCUUAAUCUUCCCAGAUCCCAUGAAGAAAUAUUGUAACAUUAAAUUGCAAUCGAAAGCUUGUUAGCAUUAAUGAGGUUUUAGGUAUCUAAAAGUACAGGAUUUUUCUUCAUUACCUUUUUAUUAUUGACAAGGGAGGGAAUCAGAGGUACAGAUCAAGCUCCACCUGGAAAAUAUUGAACUUUGUUGUUGAACAAUAACCAAAUAAAACAAUUAACUAUAUUAAUUAGCAUGGUGAAAUGACCUUUUCCUUCCAUGUAGGGUACCACUAAGCCAUUCUAACAGAUCAGUCACUAGCAGGAGCUACGUAAUUGAUAGACGUGUAAGCUUACCAAUGAGCUCACCUUCAGAAUAUUCUGCCUUUUAGCAGACAUCUUCCCCUGAAAAAGUAGCAUAUGUGCUAUCAGAAAAUUAAAGCAUAUUGACUUGGAUUGAAACAGAGGUGGAUUUGUCCAGAUUUUUAACUAGUAGUGGUGAGCACUUUAGAUACACGUGAAUAUCUGGAAGAAGAAUCUGGCCCCUGGCAAAUAAUCCAGACACAAAAUUUCAGCUAGGAAUAAACUCCUUUAAUUGCCAACUGCAUAGUCUGAUGCUGCUGCUCUAUUGCAGUGGUGUUUUAAUAGGAAGGGAAACAGUUAUUCAUCCCACCAUCUUAAUAUUCUGGUGCUGUCAUGCCUGAGAGCUGCAAUUUUUUAAAAGCCUACACAAAUAUAAUUCAGAUUGUACUCAAUCUGCCAAGUUACUGUACAUCUUAAUAACUUACACCUGGUGGGAAAACUCUCUCGAUCAGACUUAAAUGUAAAUACAACUAUUUUUAACUAAACAAUUUUUACAGGGUCUGAAGAAUUCUUUCACAGGAAGAGUUUUUAAUAUUCACUCUGCUGCCUACGGUGACUUAUUUUAUUUCUGUCCUACUGUUCAUUGCUUUUGUGCACAUAAAUACCCCCACCCUCCCUAUGAAGAGUUUUCUUGGUGGGCGUGUGGGAGAAUUACUAAUAGCUACUAUUACACUUUGGUCUACACAACAUUUUUUAUGGCAAUGUUCUGCAUAAAGCCAAACUGCUUGAUUUAUCUAUUGUGCCUACUACCUGAUGUAUCUGAUGAAAUGCUAACUUGUUAAAUGUUCCUUUAUUUCUAUUUUAAUGUGCACAAAGAAUACAUAUUUAAAACUCAUUGUUUCAGUCCUAUGAUGCAUGAUCAGAAUUGUAACAAAACUAAAAUAGUUCAGAAACUGGUGAAGUAAAAUAUUUAUUAAGCCUUUUGACUACCAUGAACACUGCACAAAUUCUCACCGUCACCGUGCUGAAAUUUACUGGAGAAAAAGCGUUGUAUCUAUUGCAGACUUGCUAAGGUUUACUGAAAGGGAAGGAGAGCUACUGCACCUACCUACAACUCUACCAUCCUAGAAUUAGCCAAGAAACAACAACCAGAAGUGGGCAGAUAAAGUAGCUGCUACGCUCUUCCACUUUGCACCCAGCUUUUCCUUUUGGAGGGAUUUAAUUCAUUAGGUUACUGAAAGUGAGCGGAAUACAAUGAAUCGGACUGCUGUUCACUUCUUACAGGAAUCCACUUCAGUGACAAUAGGACUGGCUACAUUUCAACAAACUGUCACCCUCUGGCACAUGGCCCAAAGCUGUUUCAGAUAGUGCUGCUGUUUCAUGAAAGGUCAAAACUGACAAUUGAGCAUGUCACCAAAACACAAAAGUGCAUGAUGUCAGUACAGAGAACGUGUGUUGCAUAGAAACAGCCAUUGCCCCGAGUGGGGUUGGAAUAUG
Chelonoidis abingdonii (Abingdon island giant tortoise) is the source of this 10576-nucleotide messenger RNA. RefSeq names its product citron rho-interacting serine/threonine kinase (gene CIT). Gene Ontology annotation, cellular component: cytoplasm; cytoskeleton. NCBI's taxonomy places the organism in Eukaryota, Metazoa, Chordata, Testudines, Testudinidae. Gene Ontology annotation, molecular function: protein serine/threonine kinase activity; ATP binding. The record is from RefSeq and is a predicted model, not a curated record. Gene Ontology annotation, biological process: mitotic cytokinesis; actomyosin structure organization; peptidyl-threonine phosphorylation.